Crotalus tigris (Tiger rattlesnake) is the source of this 6248-nucleotide messenger RNA. RefSeq names its product sperm antigen with calponin homology and coiled-coil domains 1 like (gene SPECC1L). Gene Ontology annotation, cellular component: filamentous actin; microtubule organizing center. The record is from RefSeq and is a predicted model, not a curated record. The transcript has 16 exons. Lineage: Eukaryota; Metazoa; Chordata; Lepidosauria; Squamata; Viperidae. The coding region runs from base 540 to 3902 and encodes 1120 amino acids. Gene Ontology annotation, molecular function: protein binding. Gene Ontology annotation, biological process: actin cytoskeleton organization.
UGCUCCAUCAACAUAGUUGGGAGUGAUCACUGAAGAAGGAAGCAAACCACUAUAACAUGGUGCCUCCAGCCUAUGCAGAAAAAUACUACGGUUGCUGAUACUGCUGAGAGGUCAAGGAGCACAAGGGUGGAUGGACCACCCCCACCUUCGCUCCACCAAAGAAUAUGGACAAGCACAAAUACUUGGUUAAUGAAGGCAGUUGGAACCAGAAUUGCUGUCGCUAAGCAAUAAAGUCAUAAAGUGGGACAUCAUGUGACCACGCCAUCUAUUGACAUCAAUUCCAGCAGUCCUGGUUGCCAUUGUUAAGGGAGGACAACACAGAUAAUUAAGCAAGAAUCUCACAUGACUAGGACUUCCAACUUCCUGUGGACUUCCCCGUUGACUUUGCUUGUAGGAAGCUGCCAAAUGAGGUCACAAAUUGUGAUCAUGUGACCAUGGGGAUGCUGUGAUGGCUGGAAUGCUGAGGACCUGUUGUGUCUAUUGCUCAUUCAGCACAAUCAUAAAUUGUUAGUAAAUGUAUAUCGAGCAGGCAGCCAAGAAUGAAGAAAGCAAGCCGGAUUAUUAGUUCGGUGCCCAAAGUGCCUGGAAUAACUAAAAUGCAAAUGGUAGAGAAAGUUAAAACAGAGACCAGUUCCACAACGUCUGCAGUAACGAAACUUCCAAAAGCAGGAACAGCAGCCUCUUUCCUCAAGACUAAGAGCAGCGAGGAUCUUUUAGCUGGAAUGGCUGGAGGGAUGAACGUCAGCAACGGUGUCAAGGGGGGGAAGAAGAGCGUGUCUACCUCCACGGCCCCUUCUACUACAGGGAAUGCCACCCUGGGCCCUGCGGAGAGCAGAUCCAAGCCCACCACAGGUACACAUUCUUCAGCUAAGCGUAGCACUUCAUCUGCAAAUAAGGAAUCCAGCUCUUCCCGGGAAAGAAUUCGUGACCGUUCACGACCAACGCAAAGCAAAAAAUUGCCCCCAGUUGGUCAGGCAAGCAGCGAACUCCUUCUCGCAAAACGUUCCCGCAGCCGUGCCAAUCCAGAUUCUGAUGUUCGCAUGAGCAAGUCAAAGUCAGACAAUCAGAUCAGUGAUAAAUCUGCUCUAGAGGCGAAAGUGAAAGAUCUCUUGAUGUUGGCCAAAACAAAAGACGUGGAGAUCCUUCACUUAAGGAAUGAACUAAGAGAGAUGCGUGCUCAGCUGGGCCUUCAUGAAGAUUCCUUUGAGGGUGAUGAAAAAUCUGAGGAUAAAGAAACAAUUGUGAUCCACCAGCCGACUGAUGUAGAAUCUGCCCUGCUGCAGUUGCAGGAGCAAAACUCUGCCAUACGAGAGGAGCUGAAUCAGCUGAAAAAUGAAAACCGGAUGUUAAAGGAUAGAUUAAAUGCCUUGGGUUUUUCUCUAGAGCAAAGGUUGGAUAAUUCCGAAAAGCUGUUUGGCUACCAGUCUCUGAGCCCAGAAAUGACAACUGGAAGCCACAGCGAUGGUGGAGGAACUCUUACUUCCUCCGUAGAAGGUUCCGCUCCUGGUUCCAUGGAAGAUCUUCUAAGUCAGGAUGAGAACACUUUGAUGGACAAUCAACACAGUAACUCCAUGGAUAACUUAGAUAGCGAGUGCAGUGAAGUGUACCAGCCGCUCACGUCCAGUGACGAUGCUUUAGAUGCUCCAUCGUCUUCAGAGUCGGAAGGACUGCCGAGCAUAGAGACAUCAAGAAAAGGCAGCAGCGGCAAUGCCAGCGAAGUGUCCGUGGCUUGUUUAACAGAACGGAUUCAUCAGAUGGAAGAGAACCAGCAUAGCACAGCGGAAGAACUUCAAGCAACUCUUCAGGAACUUGCAGAUUUGCAGCAAAUUACGCAGGAGUUGAACAGUGAGAAUGAAAGGCUUGGAGAAGAAAAGGUAAUCCUCAUGGAAUCUUUGUGCCAGCAAAGUGAUAAGUUGGAACACUUUAGCCGACAAAUUGAGUAUUUCCGCUCUCUUUUAGACGAGCAUCAUAUAUCAUAUGUUAUUGAUGAAGACAUGAAAAGUGGGCGCUACAUGGAGCUAGAGCAACGUUUUAUGGACCUUGCAGAGAAUGCGCGUUUUGAAAGAGAGCAGCUUCUGGGUGUCCAGCAGCAUCUAAGCAACACUUUGAAGAUGGCUGAGCAAGACAAUAAGGAAGCCCAAGAGAUGAUAGGGGCAUUGAAGGAACGGAAUCACCACAUGGAGCGAAUUCUUGACUCGGAGCAGAAAAGCAAGGCCACUCUGGUGGCUGCCUUGGAUGAGUACAAAGCUACCGUCUCCAGUGACCAAAUUGAGAUGAACCGAUUGAAAGCACAGCUGGAACAUGAGAAGCAGAAAGUUGCUGAGCUCUAUUCUAUACACAAAUCGGGUGAUAAGUCAGACAUCCAGGACCUGCUAGAGAGUGUCAGGCUUGACAAAGAGAAAGCAGAGACGUUAGCCAGCAACCUACAAGAAGAGCUUGCUCGGACACGUAAUGAUGCCAACCGUCUCCAAGAUGCCAUCGCAAAGAUUGAAGAUGAGUAUAGAGCUUUCCAGGAAGAAGCCAAGAAGCAAAUUGAGGAUCUGAACAUGUCCUUAGAGAAAACACGCACAGAGCUGGAGGAGAAGGAGACGGAGAGGAGUGAUAUGAAAGAAACCAUAUUUGAGUUGGAGGACGAAGUGGAGCAGCACCGAGCAGUGAAACUGCACGAUAAUCUCCUCCUCACCGACCUGGGCAACACAGUUAAGAAGCUUCAGGAUCAAAAACAUGACAUGGAAAGAGAGAUCAAGACCCUGCACAGGCGGCUGAGGGAAGAGUCUGCAGAGUGGCGCCAGUUUCAAGCAGACUUGCAGACUGCUGUGGUCAUUGCGAAUGACAUAAAAUCUGAAGCCCAGGAAGAAAUUGGAGACUUAAAGCGCAGGCUGCACGAAGCUCAAGAAAAGAAUGAAAAGCUCACCAAAGAGCUCGAGGAAAUAAAAUCACGCAAGCAAGAAGAGGAACGUGGCCGCGUUUACAACUACAUGAAUGCUGUGGAAAGAGACUUGGCAGCUCUGCGGCAAGGCAUGGGGGCGAGCCGGAGGUCCUCCACAUCUUCGGAACCGACCCCCACGGUCAAAACCCUCAUCAAAUCCUUCGAUAGCGCCUCACAAGUUCCUAGUCCUGCUGGAGCUACAAUUCCCCGGACUCCACUCAGCCCAAGCCCUCUGAAAACCCCUCCGGCAGCUGCCGUCUCCCCCAUGCAGAGACACUCCAUCAGUGGACCAAUAUCUGCUUCUAAGCCGCUUGCUACUUUAUCAGACAAAAGGUCCAGCUAUGCAGAAAUUCCAGUUCAAGAUCAUUUGCUGAGAACUUCUUCUACUAGCAGACCAGCUUCUCUGCCAAGAGUUCCUGCUAUGGAAAGUGCUAAAUCUCUCUCUGUGUCCCGCCGAAGCAGCGAAGAAAUCAAACGGGAAAUGACCGCUCCCGAUGGAACAUCUCCAGCCUCCCUUGUAGCAAUUGGGACCGCUUCGCCACAACUGUCGCUCUCAUCUUCACCAACAGCAUCGGUCACUCCUACAACACGGAAUCGAAUAAGAGAGGAGAGGAAAGACCCCCUGUCUGCCCUGGCGAGGGAGUACGGGGGCUCCAAGAGAAACGCUCUGCUGAAGUGGUGCCAGAAGAAGACGGAGGGCUACGAGAAUAUCGAUAUCACCAACUUCAGCAGCAGCUGGAACGAUGGCUUGGCGUUCUGUGCCGUUCUCCAUACUUACCUCCCAGCACACAUUCCCUACCAGGAGCUGAACAGCCAGGACAAGAGAAGAAACUUCACGCUGGCUUUCCAGGCAGCUGAGAGCGUUGGCAUCAAAUCCACUUUGGAUAUUAAUGAAAUGGUACGAACGGAGCGUCCAGACUGGCAAAAUGUUAUGCACUACGUCACGGCAAUUUACAAAUACUUUGAAACCUGAGAGCAGGAAAAGUGGGGAGAAGCAGAAGCUCAAAACUGUAUCCUAAAACCAACUGGCAUCUUCUGGGUAACCUUCUGGUCAGUUGAGCAAACCAGAAUGAUUAUGCAAACUCAAGAUUACGUGUUAACAAAGAUUUCGUCCUUUUCUUGCCAGAGACUAAACUGAAUAUAAGCUGCAAAAAGCACAAAGCUAAAGAAGGUCAUCUGACCUUUAAAGUGUUCCUAAAGGUUCAGUAAAUAUUAUUUUUGUGACACCCUAAUGCUCCCCAGAGCAGAAGAAGCGGCUUGUUGUAACCUCGUCAAAGCUAUUUGAGAUCAUCUCCGUCUCUUCAGCUAAAAGAAGUGCAAAGGUGCCUUUUCCUUGCCACCUUCACCUGACUGCAGACGCGGCCACGUCAGAGCUGUACAACAGCCUUGCUCAGCCGAGGAGUCUGUGUCUUAAAGCUGCCUCUUCCGAGGAUCGAUUGUAAUAAAGGUCCUGCCUCAAUUGGGGGGGGGGGAAUCUGGGAGAGCAGGCAGGUUAUCCCAAUUCCAGGAGACACCCACAUGGAGAUCAGUUGACUUUUCCUUGGGAAUAACUAACAUUUUUUUCUUCUUGACUUUCCUUUUUGGUGGUGCUCCGGAUAAGUUUGUUUCAGAUGAAGAGAAUGUUUGGACAGGACAGGAUAAGCUUUUCAAAAGCUGGUCAACGUUUUGCCAAAAGGUCUCGCCCCUGUGGGGUCUGCCAGUAGCUUUGCAGCUCGUCCACCUGCUUCACUGCUGCUCCUGUAAAUGGGUUGAAGUCAAAGGGGCUUCUGGGGCUUUCCCUAAGCAGCACGUUUAAAUGAAUGAUGCGUGUCCCGCUCUGCGGGCCAUGCUCUUUGGAUUAAAACUGGUUUAACAGGUGGAAUUAAUCCUGAUCAGGAGAUGGAACAACUUUGGGCCCAUUGCUGCGGGGGGGGGGGUGCCUCACCUGACCUUGAGUUGAGAGCAGCAGCAGCCCAAGGACCAGGGAGUGCCUAGUGCCCUCCCCCCCCCAAGGGAGGCCCUGGCAAAGAGGCAGUGUUAGGAUUGGCUGCCGGGCAAUGAAAGAGGGGGUCACCCCUUCCCUGGAGGGGCCAGGUGGCGAUCUGCUCACGGGAGAGGAAAGCCUGUUGCCUUUUUGAAAACAAGUCUGUUACCUUUUGUUUGUAAAUGUAAUUUGCUUUUCCCCACUCGAUGUAAUUUUGCGUUCUUUGAUGUGCCUGGCAAAGGACUUUGAAUGUUAAAUGUUGCCGGUGUGUGAGCUGUCGAGAAUAUAAUCCAGUUCCACAAUUUAGCCUGGAAAGUCUCUGGAUGGGCUUUGAAACCAGACCGGGUCCUGAAGCAAGUCAGAAUGAACUCUGAAGAAUGUAGUUUUCUUGUGCCUCUUGCAUGUCCUUCACCGUGCAAAAACACUUUACAAACUGGUCAUGUCGGUAAGCUGCCUAGUGGGUUCCCAAUGCUCAAUUUCUGCUUCUGGUUUUCCUCAAGGAGCCUGCAAAUACUGACAUUUGCCUUGGGAUGGAGAUUGGCAUUACAGGAAAUACACGGGGAACUUGCUCUGCACCUCCCAGCAUCUAUCCUUCCGUUUGUCUUAAAAGGAGUCUUGCAGCAUCAAACGGUGCCCUGGCCUCCCCUGAACUCUCUGGAUGUGGUGGUGGAAGGGAGGCAGUCUUCUUCCGUCUCUUCGGGUCUAAAUCGGGUAGUCAACCUUGGCUCUUUUAUGACUCGUGGACUUCAAUUCCCAGAAUUCCUGAGCCAGCUUAGCUGGCUCAGGAAUUCUGGGAAUUGAAGUCCACGAGUCAUAAAAGAGCCAAGGUUGACUGAGGCCUUGUGUCUUGUGUUUCUCCCCCCCCCCUCACACACACACACUGUUUUGCAUCCUAUAAGAAGACAUACAUAGUUUUCUUCUAAGCAGACGACAACUCAUUGUGGCCCAGGAGCAGUGAGGUGAGUUUUACACAGGAAUUGCUCCAGGAGUUCUUGCUCUCCCCGUCAAGGGAGGGACAGGAGGCAAAGGCCUGGAGAACGAAAGGCAUACAGAGCAGGGGGAGAAAGCUUCCGACUUGUUUCCUUGUAGUGAUGAUUUGUUAACUUUUGAUAAAGAUGGAAUUAUAUUAAGAUCUCACACACACAAAAAUAUUUUAUCAAGGAAAGUGCUCAAAAGGGUGGAAGAAAUCUAAAGCAGCUUCUUCUACAAUAGCAGGGAAGUUCUUUGUUAGAUUCUUUUAAGUACUCGUGGAUUCUUUAGCCAUCUUCUAAAAGCUAACUUAUGUAAAAAUAUAUUCUUGUUACUUUUGUCAUUAAAUAUUUUGAAUAUGCAAUAAAAAAGCUAGUCUGAGCAAUG